This is a messenger RNA of Nycticebus coucang (slow loris), 6328 nucleotides long. It is a transcript of the gene RAPGEF1, whose product is annotated as Rap guanine nucleotide exchange factor 1. NCBI's taxonomy places the organism in Eukaryota, Metazoa, Chordata, Mammalia, Primates, Lorisidae. Gene Ontology annotation, molecular function: guanyl-nucleotide exchange factor activity. Bases 212 to 4006 code for a protein of 1264 amino acids. The transcript is spliced from 27 exons. Gene Ontology annotation, cellular component: plasma membrane. Gene Ontology annotation, biological process: Ras protein signal transduction; positive regulation of GTPase activity. The record is from RefSeq and is a predicted model, not a curated record.
CUGCGGCCGGCUCGCGGGCCCGGGAGCGGCGGCGGAGCGCAGGAGGCGGAGCGGCGGGGCCCGGGCCGGCUGGAGCGCGGUCGCCGAGCGCACGGGCCGCGGCCGCGCGGAGCCCGCCAUGCCGGCGCGGGUCUGAGGCGCGGCGAGCCAGGGCCGAGGCGAGCGGCGGGCGCGCCGGCCUGUCGCCCCGCAGCGGCCCGGCCCGGGCCCGAUGAGCGGCGGCCUGGGGCUCCGGCGCAGCCCGGAAAUGUCCGGCAAGAUCGAGAAAGCAGACUCCCAGCGUUCUCAUCUCUCUUCCUUCACCAUGAAGCUGAUGGACAAAUUCCACUCACCCAAAAUCAAAAGAACGCCAUCAAAGAAAGGAAAACCAGCUGAAGUGUCUGUGAAGACUCCAGAGAAGCCUGUGAACAAAGAGGCAACAGACAGAUUUCUGCCAGAGGGCUACCCUAUCCCCUUGGAUCUGGAGCAGCAGGCAGUAGAAUUUAUGUCCACCAGUGCUGUGGCUUCCAGGUCUCAAAGGCAGAAGAACCUGAGCUGGCUGGAAGAGAAAGAAAAGGAAGUUGUCAGUGCCUUGAGAUACUUUAAAACGAUUGUGGACAAAAUGGCCAUUGAUAAGAAGGUACUGGAGAUGCUUCCAGGGUCAGCCAGCAAAGUGCUAGAGGCCAUCUUACCCUUGGUGCAGAGCGAUCCUCGAAUUCAGCACAGCUCUGCCCUUUCCUCCUGCUAUAGCCGUGUGUACCAAAGUCUCGCCAAUCUCAUUCGUUGGUCAGACCAAGUGAUGUUAGAAGGAGUGAACUCAGAAGAUAAAGAGAUGGUGACCACUGUGAAGGGCGUCAUCAAGGCUGUGCUGGACGGAGUGAAGGAGCUGGUCAGACUGACCAUCGAGAAGCAGGGGCGUCCAUCGCCAACGAGCCCAGUGAAGCCCAGUUCUCCAGCCGGCAAGCCUGACGGUCCGUCUGAGCUCCCCCUGUCAGACCGAGAGAUGGAGAUCCUAACCAAGACGGCGGGGGUGUCACAGCCCGCUGAGCCCCUCCCAGAUGCCACGGAUGAUGAGGUGGCACCCCCCAAGCCCCCUUUGCCCGGUAUUCGGGUGGUUGAUAACAGUCCCCCACCAGCAUUACCACCCAAGAAAAGACAGUCGGCACCUUCUCCUACCCGAGUGGCUGUGGUGGCCCCCAUGAGUCGAGCCACCAGUGGCUCCAGUUUGCCUGUUGGGAUUAAUAGGCAGGAUUUUGAUGUUGACUGUUACACACAGCGGCGACUGUCAGGAGGCAGCCACUCCUACGGCGGGGAGUCGCCCCGCCUCUCCCCCUGCAGCAGCAUCGGCAAGCUCAGCAAGUCAGACGAGCAGCUGUCCUCUCUGGACAGGGAUAGUGGACAGUGCUCCCGGAACACAAGCUGUGAAACACUAGAUCACUACGAUCCUGACUAUGAGUUCCUGCAGCAAGACCUCUCAAAUGUAGACCAGAUACCUCAGCAAGUGGCCUGUAACCUUAGUCCAUUGCCAGAGUCCUUGGGGGAGUCUGGGUCUCCCUUUCUUAGCCAUCCUUUCCAGCUGCCUCUUGGCAGCUGUCCCCAACCGGAGGGGCCCUUGGCCCCAGGACAGCAGACAGACGUGCCACCUGCUCUCCCAGAGAAGAAGCGCAGAAGUGCAGCCUCCCAGACCAUGGACAGCUCUGGCUGCAGGGUGUCCUACGAGCGGCACCCCUCACAGUAUGACAACAUCUCCGAGGAUGACCUGCAGAACCCAGCCCCACUCCAGCCCAUCCCCUACACGCCCUUUGCUGCUAUUCUCCCUUUUCAGCAAGGAGGUUCCUCAGCCCCUGUUGAAUUUGUGGGCGAUUUCACUGCUCCUGAAUCAACAGGUGACCCAGAAAAACCACCUCCUCUACCAGAGAAGAAAAACAAACACAUGCUGGCCUACAUGCAGCUGCUCGAGGACUACUCAGAGCCACAGCCCUCCAUGUUCUACCAGACUCCACAGAACGAGCACAUCUACCAGCAGAAGAACAAGCUCCUGAUGGAGGUCUAUGGCUUCAACGACUCCUUCAGCACGGGGGACUCCACGCAGGAGCUGGCCCCGCCACCCGCCCUGCCCCCCAAGCAGCGGCAGCUGCAGGCCUCCUAUGCUGCUUCUUCCUUCUCCUCUGUCUCCUACUGUGUCCAGCAAACUAAAGUGGCCUUCACCCCCGAGGACGGCAGUGCCGCUCAGGGCCUCAGUGUGUCCGUCUCUAACUCCUUUCUCAGCCGGCAUGGCAGUUUACCUGUGCCCUCGUAUAAAUCUGUGUUUAGGUCCUACUCCCAGGAUUUCGUGCCUCACCACCAAGCUUCCAUUCAACCUUUCCUUCCGCCUACCUCCUCCUCCUCUCCACAUUUCCCACCUGCCCACCAGUCUCAGAGCUCUGACCUAGCGGUGCCAACUGUGGCCAGUCCGCCUCCCAGCACCGUGGACGGGCCUCUCUCAUCCUCUCAGGAGAGCAGCUUUCAUGGGAAUGCUGUCUGCCUUCCUUCCGAAAACUCUUUCACUGACUCGAGUGAAAACGCCAGUGAGGAAGCUGGUGAGGGUGAAUAUGUCAGUCUGUGUUCCUCUGGCCAGAGCAGUGAGGAGCUGGCUCCCUCCCGAGGAGACCCACCAGCUGGGAAAGACGGACAUCCCAGAGAUCCCUCAGCAGUCCGCAGUGUACCUGGGAAGGACAGCAGAGAUGGGAGUGAGAGGGCCCUAAAGUCACCGGAUACUCUGGAGUCAGCUGAGUCAGAGGAGGAGGUGGAUGAGCUAUCCCUCAUUGACCACAGCGAGAUUAUGGCCAGAUUGACACUGAAGCAAGAGGGUGACGACGGGCCAGAUGUCCGUGGAGGAUCUGGGGACAUCUUACUGGUCCACGCUACGGAGACAGACAGGAAAGACUUGGUGUUGUACUGUGAGGCCUUCCUGACCACCUACCGGACCUUCAUCACGCCCGAGGAGCUCAUCAAGAAGCUGCAGUACAGAUACGAGAAGUUCUCUCCCUUCGCCGAUACAUUCAAGAAGCGCGUCAGCAAGAACACGUUCUUCGUGCUGGUCCGGGUGGUGGAUGAGCUCUGCCUCGUGGAGCUGACAGAGGACAUCUUGAGGCUGCUGAUGGAGCUGGUCUUCCGCCUGGUGUGCAGCGGGGAGCUCAGCCUGGCUCGUGUGCUCCGCAAGAACAUCCUGGACAAGGUGGACCAGAAGAAGCUGCUCAGGUGUGCCAACUCCGACCAGCCCCUGGCAGCCAGGGGGGUGGCAGCCAGGCCAGGGACCUUGCAUGACUUUCACAGCCACGAAAUAGCCGAGCAGCUGACACUGCUGGAUGCUGAGCUCUUCUAUAAAAUAGAGAUUCCCGAGGUUUUGCUUUGGGCAAAAGAGCAGAAUGAGGAGAAGAGCCCCAACUUGACACAGUUCACAGAGCACUUCAACAACAUGUCCUACUGGGUCCGGUCAAUAAUCAUGUUACAGGAAAAGGCCCAGGACAGGGAACGGCUGCUGUUGAAGUUCAUCAAGAUCAUGAAGCACUUACGGAAACUGAAUAACUUCAACUCCUACCUGGCCAUUCUCUCAGCGCUAGACUCAGCACCCAUCCGCAGGCUGGAGUGGCAGAAACAGACCUCAGAGGGCCUGGCUGAGUACUGCACGCUCAUUGACAGCUCGUCCUCCUUCCGGGCCUACCGGGCUGCCCUCUCGGACGUGGAGCCUCCAUGCAUCCCGUACCUGGGGCUGAUCCUGCAGGACCUGACCUUCGUCCACCUAGGAAACCCAGACUACAUCGACGGGAAGGUGAACUUCUCUAAGCGAUGGCAGCAGUUCAACAUCCUGGACAGUAUGCGGUGCUUCCAGCAGGCGCAUUAUGACAUCCGGAGAAACGAUGACAUCAUAAACUUCUUCAAUGACUUUAGUGACCACCUGGCCGAGGAGGCCCUAUGGGAACUCUCUCUGAAAAUCAAACCCAGGAACAUAACGAGGAGAAAAACAGACCGGGAAGAGAAGAUCUAGGAGAAGGCUCCAGAUAGAGACCCAUGCUCAGGGCACAGAGUGGCCACAGCUGGGGCACUGGGGACCCAUCGGGAGCUGCACAAGUCCCGGCCCCUCCGUCACAAAGCCUGGCUGAGCCGGCACUGCUGCCAGCAGCUUCCUGCCUCCCUCCCUGGGGAGCAGACCCGAGUGCAUGGAGCCAGAGGCAGGCCUGCUGCUGAUGGCCGUGGUCUCCUGGGUGGAUUUUGUUUUCUGCUUUCACUCCUAUCUUUCCCCUCUCACCUUCUGUCCCACACACUCCCCUGCAGCACAGGAGCAGCUGGGAUGUCAUCAGCAAACUAAGGAACAGCGGGGGAGUGGAGGCCUGAGGCCUCUGGGUUGCUGCAGGCCCCUUGCACUUUCCAUUUCCUGCUUCUUAGAUGUGGAGGCUGGUGUGAGUCGUUCAUCUGGCCCAGGAAGGUACAGCAGGCACCUCAGCCACCCUGUGACUGGCACUCCUGGUCAUGGUACUGGUGCCCACAGGGCCUCCCUUGUUGCCCUGUCACCCCCCACCCCAGUCGCCAGGCCCCUCCCCACACAGCCUCCUGGGCCUCUGGGGAGCUGGAAGAGGAGUGUGAAGGGAGGGAGGGACAUGGUUAGAGACGGUUGUUGCUGGGAGUCUUGGAGUUUAACCUUAUCUAAAGAGGUGCCAGAGCUGAACUGGUGGGGGGCUGACUCCGAGGGGGUGGAGGAGCUGUUUUGUCUGGGAGAGGCCAGUGGCCCUGCCCUGCCCUGUCGUUUGCUGUGUGCCUUAAACCUUAUCUCCUGCCUCCCCCAUCUCCAGCUUCCCUCCUACUGUGCCCAUCCUGGGGCCUAGCCAGGCACCUCUGGUUCUCAAGACCUCUCUGCCAGUGCUGUCAGUGUCCCCUGGGAAGGGCAGGUGUCCCCGAGAGGCCCAGGAGGCAGGCCCUGGGGUGCAGGGAGGCUAGGGGUUUAGCUGCAGAGGUGCUCCUGAGGCUGAGCAGCACAGGCUGUUUCUUCUACUGAAAGCGUCUUUGGAAGCAGGUACUUCUCCAUCUUCCUUAAAAACCAUUCUCCCUGCUGAGGUUGACAAUCUGGGGCAAGGUUUGCAGAGGUGUUCAGCAAACAGGUUCCCACUGGAACCUCCCAAGGCCAGCCUGGCCCUGGAGGGGCGCCCCUCCCUGCCCAAGCUUGUUUUGCAUCAUGAGCCCUCACUUCUCCUGGGCAUGUGAAUCCCAGGCUAGUGAACCCCAGGAUCCAACUGUGCUUACUCAGCCUGGUUUCAGCCGGGGCUGGGUUUGAACCCACCACCUCCCAUAUAUGGGGCCGGUGCCCUACUCCUUUGAGCCACAGGCGCUGCCCGUAUUUAGAUUUUUUAAACAACCAUGUCACUCUGAGUCCUUCGUGAGUCUUCAGCAGCAUUUAUCAAGAAGAAAAUCGGGGCUGCUUUUUCCUCUUUUGUGUUUGUCCUGUACAUACAUAGAGGGAGGGCACCCUCUGGCAGCAGCCCUGCCGGGUGGCGGGGACCUGCCACCUCAUUAUUUAAGGAGCGUGUGUGUAGCCGCUGGUUAUUAACAGUGUUGUGUGUGGGCUGGGUUUUUAGUUUGUUCCUCUUCUCUAAGCCCCGUCAUUGCAUCUUUGCCCCCGCUCCCUCCCUCGCCUAGCUCUAUUGAAUGCUGCGUGUGACGGCCGCUGUGCACACUGGCCCUGGGGUUGUGUGAACUGAAAUUCUCCCCAUUAACACGAGAGCCCCACACAGGCCCCUCUGUGGCGCAAACCAGAAACCCAGCCUGCACCCCCAGCAGCAGGAGCAGACCCUUGUUUUCAGGCAUGAGCUGGACAAAGGGGUGGGGGCUCUCUUCACCUUCCCUGAAUUUGGAAUAGAACCCCAUGCCCAUUCCCAGAGUGCCCAAGCAUCUUCCUGGGAGCCAUGAGCAGAAGGGUCCCAGCAGCAGGUGGGCAGUGCCAGGUGACCCCUUGAGUGAGGACAGAGGUGCAAUGUGUGUCUUUAACUUAUUGGCUGACCGGCGCCCCCACAGCUCUGGUCACUGCCAGUCUUGCACUUAGAGCUGCAGGUUGGCUGUGACUUUGGCCUGCUGCCACCCACCCCGAGGGGGGUGGUUGUGGGAAUUGUCCUCACGGACAGGUGGAGGAUUCGGUCCAAUUCUCACCCGCACUAUGGGUGGAGCCAGGCAGGGGGCAGGCACACGCUGACUGCCCGAGACACAGCGUCCCAUUGUAAUAUAUCCCCAACUAACCAGGCCAAUGGUGGCAUCUUCCUGCAGACAUUUCAAAUGUGUAACUUUUAUACAGAAAAAAUAAAAGAGACGAAAGCUGUCUGAG